Messenger RNA from Dacryopinax primogenitus, 966 nucleotides. RefSeq lists its product as uncharacterized. The record is from RefSeq and is a predicted model, not a curated record. The coding region runs from base 1 to 966 and encodes 321 amino acids. Lineage: Eukaryota; Fungi; Basidiomycota; Dacrymycetes; Dacrymycetales; Dacrymycetaceae. The transcript is spliced from 5 exons.
AUGGAUGUCUCAGGCAUGUUCACUGUGAUGUUUGUCACCUGCAUGUGGCUGGCGGUACGAAAAGAUGGACUGAAGAAGGUACAAGUAGUAGCCGUGAUUAUACUAUACGUGUUAGCGACAGCCAGCCUCGCGUUGGAACUUGUACGACUAGUUCAAGGCUUCAUAUAUCCUCCUGAUAUCGGUCGUAUUGCCUUCUUCUCUGACAUCGUCGAACCCCUCAGCGUAACUAACGAGUUUAUUUACGUGAUUAUGCUCACCAUAUCAGAUAUGAUCCUUGUCUGGCGCUGCUGGCUUGUAUGGAACAAAAGCAGGCUCGUCAUCGUCCUUCCCAUUAUGAUGACUGUCGGGGAAGCAGUCACGGGUUUUGUGGCGGUGGGGAUGUUCCUCGGACCGGUCCAACCCACAUAUGAUUCGGUUCGACCUUGGGCAUCCUCCAUGUAUGCGAUCUCACUGGUAGCCAACAUCACUCUUACGAUGCUUAUCGGCGGUCGCUUGUGGUGGAUCAUGCGUUCCUCAUCUCGAUUCAUCGCCGGCGGUCGGCAUGGUACGCGCGAUGCUCUCCGACUGAUCGUCGAGUCUGGCGCUGCAAUAUCGAGUGCCAAGCUAAUCGAGUUUGUCCUUUUUCAAGUAGCAUUCAUGGACAACAGCGAGAACAUGGCUAUCUAUGUGUUGUAUGAAGCCAUGCCGCAGAUUUUCGGUAUUAUCCCCACCAUGAUCCUCCUAUCUAUCCAAAUGGGUGUUACCCCUCUCUACGCCUAUGCGCUUAACCCUAGCCCCACCGCCCCAAAUUCAGCUUUCUCGAGUCCCUCCAAAUUCCGAUAUCCCCUUCACCCGCAAAGAAUCUAUGCCCGUAAAAAGGCAACAGAGUCAGAUGGGCCGUUCGUCUCCGUUGAGACGGAGAUAUAUAAGGAUACGGAUAAGGGAGUGGAGAUGGUACAGCGAAUAGUAGAGGGGGAGGAGGUGUAG